Durusdinium trenchii is the source of this 1044-nucleotide messenger RNA. The record is from the annotation of a GenBank genome assembly. Lineage: Eukaryota; Dinophyceae; Suessiales; Symbiodiniaceae.
AUGAAGGAAAACCUCCCGCUUGGACUCAUAGCGAUUUUCAAUGACCCUGACUACAAGGGGUCUGCUUUGGUGGAUCUGGGUGACACAAGCAUGAUCCGAACUCCGAGUGCCAAAGAGAUCAGCCGCAACUACGUGUGGUUGCUUCCAGUUGUCCCGUCUGCCUACUUUCUGACAGAUGUCUUUUUGAUGCUCGACUCUAUGUUGGACAAGAAGAUGCUUGUUCCAAGGGAGAAUGAGGGCAAGCUUUCCCUCGCAGGACAGGAGGGUGUGAAACUCAAGAGGGUACUUGGCGCUCUUCGCAACUUGUGGAGAUCCAACAAAACCAAUGGCCAAGACGAGAAGAUCACCCACUUGAAGAGUUUCCUUGAAAGGUCACCCACCAAGGCGCCAGACUCGGGUGACGAAGCCGCUUUGCCGGAUGGUCCGGCUGAGAAUGACGGUUGGGCCAGUGUUGCGAAGCCAGACUCAGAACCAAGUGAUUCAGAAUCGCUUGAUGGUGAGCCCAUUGAUGAUGGUGAUGAAAUUGUCGGGCGUGGGCCUUCUCGUGGUCAAGAUGAUGAUCAACUUGUCGAGCGUGAGCCUUCUUGUGGUCAUCAUUCUGAGAAUGACGAUGAAAGCGAUGGCUCUGAGUCUGAGUCUAAUGCCGUCUUGCAAACGGGUGGAGACUCACCCACACUUCGUCUUGGCGAAUCGCCCAAGUCUGACAAGUCUGGUGUGUCGGCUACAUCGGUUGACUCAUCCUGCAGCUCAUCGCAUCGUGAUUCCCAGGUCUCGUCAGGCUGGAUGGGGAAGGCCAUCAAUCAUUACAGCCGACAGGAGGAGAAGGAGAACCGGCUCCAUCAACUUGUCCAGAGUGUCCACAACGACUUGGAAUCCCAGGUGAUGUCCAAGUUGGAGGAGGCAGAAUGGACAUCAUAUCAAGAGUGGUGCUUGGAGACCCUUCGUUGCUUUGGUGAUUGCGUCUACCCCAAGUUGGCGAAGUUAGACUUCUUCAAAACAUGGUGUAGCAACAGGAAAGCGCAGGACACGCAGUUCCAAAGAUAG